Cantharellus anzutake is the source of this 2044-nucleotide messenger RNA. Its product is annotated as nuclear matrix protein NMP200. Gene Ontology annotation, cellular component: Prp19 complex; cytoplasm; U2-type catalytic step 1 spliceosome. NCBI's taxonomy places the organism in Eukaryota, Fungi, Basidiomycota, Agaricomycetes, Cantharellales, Hydnaceae. The transcript is spliced from 4 exons. Gene Ontology annotation, biological process: protein ubiquitination; DNA repair; mRNA splicing, via spliceosome. The coding region runs from base 36 to 1577 and encodes 513 amino acids. The record is from RefSeq and is a predicted model, not a curated record. Gene Ontology annotation, molecular function: ubiquitin protein ligase activity; protein binding.
CUCGGCAACUCGCGUGCUCGUUUUCCUUGGAACCAAUGUUCUUCUGUGCCCUAUCUGGUGAGCCUCCGCAGGAACCUGUUGUCUCUGCCAAGUCUGGGCAUGUGUACGAGAAGAGGUUGGUUAUCAAGUAUAUUAAUGAGAAUGGGACGGACCCUAUCAGUGGAGACAAACUGACAGAGGAUGAGCUCAUUCCUGUUAGAGCCAGUCCAAAUACCGCGCCUCCAAGACCUCCAUCGCAUAAUUCCAUACCCUCCCUCUUGCAUGCUCUUCAAAACGAAUGGGACGCCUUGGUUCUCGAGCAAUUCUCGCUAAGGCAACAAUACAACAGCAUCCGCCAAGAACUUGCCCACGCUUUGUAUCAGUUCGAUGCGGCUACGCGUGUGACUGCACGUUUGAUGAAAGAAAGGGAUGCGGCUAGAGAAGCGCUUGCGAGUGUGCAAGCGACAAUGGGCGUUGCACCAUCCUCGCAGGGGGCUGAUGCCGAGAUGCAAGAGCCCGAACCAUCGGAGCCUGCUGGCGUGCUUCCUGACGAUGUGAAAGCUGAAGUUGAAGAAACACGACAGACGUUGAGCUCAAUUAGGAAGAAAAAGACGAAGCCUGGCCCUUCGUAUUCAACUAUACGCCAAAUUUCUUCUUUUACCUCCAAACACACCAUCACAUCGCUUCACUCCCCAUCACCAGCUGGAGUUACCGCGCUGGCUUUGUCAAAACAAAACCCUUCUCAGUUUAUCUCUGGUGGGAACGACAAAAUUGUUCAAGUUUACGAUAAGGAGAGCAAUAAAGUGCUUGCGACCUUGAAGGGACACACCAAGAAAGUGAAUCAUGUUGCAUGGCGCGAGAAAGAGGGCUCUCCCAGUCUUGUCAUCAGUGGCAGUGCGGACAAGACUGUACGCAUUUGGAGCCAUGAUGCUGCAUCCGGGGAUUACGCACCCGCACAUACUGUGAAAGUCCACAAGGGAGAGAUUUCUGGGCUUUGGGUUCACCCUACAUCCACUAUAUUGGGUAUUUCGUCCCUGGACAAGACAUUUUCUCUCCAAUCACUCUCCAUCUUUAAGCCAAUCUUCCAAUCUGCUCCCCAACCUGAUCCAUAUACCGCUUUCUCAACACAUCCGGAUGGUGUUCUACUCGGACUUGGUACUGCCAGAUCAACAGUUCACAUUUAUGAUGUUCGCACUGGGAGCGUUGUCCUUGAUAUGCACUCCGGGGAGCUGUCCGCCAGUGCUCACUCUGUGAACACGAUGGCAUUCUCAGAGAACGGGUACCACCUUGCUUUCCCCGAGACGCCAUCCAGCGUCUCUGUGUGGGACCUGCGGAAGACGAAAGUUGUCACUAGCACCAACUUCGAGAAAGAGGAUGCAGGUGUACCGUACAAGAUCAACAAGGUUCAGUAUGACCUUGGUGCGCAGUACUUGGGUGUGGCGGGGUCUGACGUCCGUGUCAUUGCUAACAAAACGUGGGCUCAACUUGUCCAAUUUGAUGGGGGAGCAGAUGUUGCAGAUUUCGCGUGGGGCGCUAACGCCCGAGAAAUAUGGGCAGCUUCGGGACGGGAAGUUCGAAUUUGGGGUCUCAGCGAUUGAUUCCGGUGACGUCGCGGUUCCAACGGUUGUUCUCUGGACUUAUUUGUUGUGUGCGUAAAUUGAUUAAUAUUAACUUGUAUCUUCAAGUACUUCCAUCCGUAAGGGGCCAGCGGGCUUCAUGGUCUGCUCCGCUGCCACAACAACAACAGUCUAGUUCCGUCAUCCCUGCAUCAUUACAAAACUAGGAAAAGCAGUUAAUCUCAGGUGCUCUGUGGGUCGAUAGCGAACGCUAUGAAUAAUCAACUGCGAUACUUUGUCCAAGAGAUUCGUUAGUGUACACUUUUAUUCGGACUCGUCCUUUCGUAUGAGUCGGUGCAUUUUGGGUCCCAAACUUUGCCUCUAGGACCUUCAACGAGUUUCAGCUAUUGGCUGUUGACCCCGCGUUGCAAUCAGAGCCACUUCAGCCUGAGGCGGAGGGAUCAGAGCAUUGGUCAUUGGCUGUAUAUAUGUUAUGAACCAGACUAUAC